AAAUUGUCGAUGACCUAGAUGAGGCAGCCGCUAUGAUUCCGCCACUGUUACUAUCUGAUGAAGAUCCGAAACCAGUUUCGUACGCCCGCCAUGAGCUUCUUUUAGCAGAUGCAAGAAAAUUGCAACACAGACUAUCCAAUGCUAUUGCUCAAAAAGACACCACAGCCCUUUUAGCGUCAGUCGUCUCUGACAAAGAUUCAGCACGAUUACAAUCUCUUCAAGGCCCCUACGCGGGAGCUUGGCUCGACUCUAUACCCUCCUCUCGCAAGUUCGCGCUAUCGUCUCCGGAAUUUAAUUUGGCGUCUUGCAUGAGGUUGGGGAUACCCUUGCCAUUUGGAGAAUGGGUUGUAAAUUGCGAAUGUGGAUCAAAACUCGACGCUGAAGGUUUCCACCUACUUACUUGCAAGUCUGGCGGCGGUCCCAACUGGCAACACAACAGCCUUGUCGCAAGCUGGUCCGACUGCCUUCUCGAUCUUGGUAUACAUCACCGAAAGGAGCCUCGCAACAGAUACAGCAACAGCGAUGAUAGGCCUGAUAUCGUCGUAUUUGACAGCGAAAAUGGCUCAUCUCUAGAUCUAGAUGUUUCAUUCGCCCACCCCUGGAGCAAAGACUAUCUGAAACGAACAGCUCGAAUCUGCGGAUUUGCUGCCAAAAAACGUGAGGACCUCAAGUUUUCAAAAUAUGAUCAGGAACGUCUAGCAAGUGGUGACUCACCAGCAUUCACACCUCUAGUUUUUGAGCACUUUGGCUGCUGGGGUGAGAAAGCUGUCGACUACUUAAGGGUACUUUCGAGAAAAUCUAGGGAUGCUGUUGGAAAAUCCAACACGGCUGACUUCAUAAAUUUUUGGCGUAAGCGCAUCUCUGUUCAGAUUCAAAAGUGCAAUUCAAGGGUCCUAUUAAGGAAGAUUGACAGGCUUACCAACUCAAGGAGACCAUACAAUCACGGUCAAGACUGGGAUGCCCAGUCUAUUUGGGCUUCAUAAUUUUGACAGUUAGUAAAUUAUUAUACGUAUGGAUUACGUUUGGUGACUGUAGCUGUCUACAUUCUAGUUUAGCAUAUCAGUGAUUUCUGUAUAUUUGGCUGUUUAGUUAUAUCUGA
This is a messenger RNA of Corticium candelabrum, 1099 nucleotides long. RefSeq lists its product as uncharacterized. NCBI's taxonomy places the organism in Eukaryota, Metazoa, Porifera, Homoscleromorpha, Homosclerophorida, Plakinidae. The coding region runs from base 33 to 983 and encodes 316 amino acids. The record is from RefSeq and is a predicted model, not a curated record. The transcript has a single exon.